AAAGAUUAUUAAUAAUUUGGCGAAAUACAUACAUUAAAAAAGAUAUAAUCAGUUCAUAAAAUAAAACAUAGAAUUUAUACUUUGUUAAUUUUUAAUAUAAAUAUUAGAAUAAAAGUAGAUAGAUAGAUACCUUGUUUAUAAAUUAAUAGCGAAAUGAGUGCAAGUAGUGAAAUUUAGAGUUAGAUUGAUUUGUAAAUAAAAUCAGAAUCAGUCAGCGUUAAUGUAUUUUCUCUAAUGAAGAUCUGCUCUAAAGUAUAAUCAAUAGCUCAAUCAAAAGAAGAAUUAGAAAAGUAUUAUGUAAAGAAUUUCAAAGAUGUUAAGGGAUUUUUCUCUGUUAGUUAUUUAACUCAUAACAAUCAAUAAUUAAUUUCUGCUAUUGUAGAUGAAAUAGAAUUACAAGAUAUCAGUAAGAAUUAGUAAAAUAAGAUAGUUGAAGUAAGCCUUAUAGGAGUUUGCAGUUUUACUAAAAAUUUGACAAUCAGUGAUUUUAAAUUAACUAUUUCUAAUUUAGAGGCAAUUGAUAUGUACAAUAUUUAGAUAAAUGAGAAAGAUAAAUAUAGAGAAAUUAGCAAUAAUAAAUAAUAAACCAUAUAAAACUCAUAAGUAGAAGCAUAAAGUAAUUUAAAGUAAUCUUAAUAAUCAUAGUCAACUAAAAGAAAGCUAUAGAUAGAGGAUAGUGAUGAUGAUGAUGGAAAUACUAAAAAUUAACUUUAAAAUAAAUAGAUCAAAACAAAUGGAUCUUUAGUAUCUGAAGUUAAAAAUACUUCUCCUAGAUAGAAUGAAAAGCAAAUGGAAGUGGAAGCAAGUGAUGAUGAAGACAAUGACUAAGAAUUUAUAGCAUAGCAUUUAAAGAGAAUAGUUGUUUAAGAUAAAAACAGUAAAAAAGAAGAGUAAACAAAAGCAAAUACAUAAAAUUCUAAUAAAAACAAUGCCAAACAGUCAUCUAAAACACCUGCAGCAGCAGGAAACAGUAAAAUCACUUCCUUCUUUAAGAAGAAAUGA
Molecule: messenger RNA, 1002 nt
Organism: Tetrahymena thermophila SB210
Lineage: Eukaryota; Ciliophora; Oligohymenophorea; Hymenostomatida; Tetrahymenidae
Exons: 6
Source: RefSeq, a predicted model, not a curated record